This is a messenger RNA of Fundulus heteroclitus (mummichog), 1438 nucleotides long. Its product is annotated as cell division cycle-associated protein 2-like. The record is from RefSeq and is a predicted model, not a curated record. NCBI's taxonomy places the organism in Eukaryota, Metazoa, Chordata, Actinopteri, Cyprinodontiformes, Fundulidae. The coding region runs from base 47 to 1438 and encodes 463 amino acids. Gene Ontology annotation, biological process: regulation of chromosome segregation; regulation of mitotic nuclear division. The transcript has 10 exons. Gene Ontology annotation, cellular component: nucleus; chromosome.
UUGAGGCUCGGGAGUCAAAACUAGAUAGCACUGCUUGUCAACACAGAUGGCUACAGACCAGGCAGUCACUCCGGUCCCACCGGCUGGCCUUGGCCCCCGUUGCGGCUCGGAAUCGGAGCCCGUCCCGGGAGGUCAGGAGAACUUCUCUCCUCCAGAGCUAGAUGGGCCUGCUGGUGCAAAUGAAAGCUCGGCUCCGUUAAACUUUUCCGAUCUCAAGCCGCAUCAGUUCGGCAUCUCUGUGGAGAGUUUCACGCGAUCCUCGUCAACCUCUAAGGACAAGUCUCGUGUUGCGCAGAUAAAGGCCCGGCGCAGAUCCUGCGUUGGUGUCCGGGGAUCCCCAGAGACAAAUUCCCUCAUCCGUUUCAGGGCCCAGCUGAGGAUGAAGACUCCACCGGAGCCACACACCCCAGAGCUUGUCAGAAGUAGCCCCUUCUUUCCCCGGGUCGCCUUCACACUGAGGGAGAAGAUGGCCCACAUCCAGAGCCAGAUUGAUGUUGCGGAGAAUGACGCCUGUGAUCCGACGCCAGCGCAGGACAGCGGCACCGGAGGAGGCGGCUCGACGCAAGAUUAUCUGUCUGAUGGGAUCAGCGGCAGCGAAGGGAAAGAGAACAACCCACCGACUUCACCCAGAGCCAGCAAGAAGAGACGCCUGGGCCCCCUGGUAGGCUGCAGCGUGGAGAUUACAGAGGAGGAUAUCUCUAUCGCUCGCUCUAGUUUGAAGGAACAGGAGGAUGCUAUCUGUAAACAGCAAAGCCCCAGCCCACCUCCCUGUGACGACCCUGCAGCUGUUUCACCGGCCCGCCAGUCUUCCCUCCACAUCUCAUCUCUCCCUUCUCUGCUGGAGAUGAAACCGACAGUAGACGUGGACGAGACGACCGUAGCGAGGAAAAAGAAGCAGGUGCGCUUCGGGGGUCCUUUAUCUCCCGAGUUGUUCGAUAAGAACUUGCCCCCCAGCACUCCGUUACAGAAGGGGGCCACCCCGGCACGGGCGGCCACUCCCGCUGGGGGCUGGCCGCUGCGCUCGGUGCUGAAGACGCCGCAGAGGAGCGAAUCAGACGCACAGCUUCAGGCGGAGCGUCUCACCCCGGCUUGGUUUGGGGCCUCGCCCACGUUCGCGAUACCCGGCAGACACAGAAGGUCACACGAGAGAGACGGCGACCAGGACGGCAAGAUUGUUUUUCCACCGAUGGAGGAGAUUGACUCGGCCGUGUCGAGUGACGCAGAUUGUGUCUUUGACACUCAGCCGUUAAAUUUAAACAUGGAUUUCCAGGAGGAGACUCUCUCUCAGAAUCCGACAGUUGACACCGAACCAAAGAGAGCCUCUGAGACAGAGGCCAUGGAUGAGCAGGAAUCUGUGGCAGAGGAGAGGCAACCUGAAGGAGAAGCUGAAAGUGAGGCUCCAACCCAGUCCAAAAACGGAAGAAGAAGAAAGGUCUGA